AUGACCUCCGCCUCCUCUUGGCCACCAUCCUCUGGACUCACCACUGUUGUCGUCCCACGCACAGAUGCCGUGUUCCACAUCUCCUCGUCUACCACCAUCGCCGCGCCCGCCUCGCUCGUAUUCGACAUAGUCCUCCAUACCGACGAAUACAAGGAGUGGAAUCAGUUUGUGCCAAGUGCACGUAUCGCGAAGCAAGAGGCAGCAGAUGGCCGUGAUGCGAAUCAUCCCAGCCACAUGCACUCCAACUGUAUCAUGACCUUUGACGUGGUCAUGAACUCCAAGAAGCCUGCCGGCAUCACCGAGACCAACCUGCUCGUCACAGACAUCUCGACACCGGAACAGCCAACGGGCUAUGUCAGCGAAGAGCUGUUGCAAGAUCCUAGCUUCACGGCUGAUCAGAGCAAGGUAUACCGAGUGUCGUGGGCAACGCAUGGCGGCUUUGUAGCUCGAGGGCUGCGCAGCGAGCGCUUCCACGAAGUCAUCGCGACGUCUGAUAUGGAGUGUGAGGUGAGGACCUGGGAAGUGAUGGGGGGUGUCCUUGCAUAUACUGUCAAAUGGUUGUACCACAGUACGCUACAGGACAAAUUCGCGCUGUGGACGAGCGAUCUCAAGAAACGGGCUGAGAGCAAGUAUGCGGAACAACACCCUACGGUGUAGCACGCUCUACUGUCCACAGGCGGGCAGGGAGGCUAGAUUCACAUAUGAUUUCACGGCUGCUCUUACCCGCACGCACACCGCUGCAGGAAAUUACUUCUUCUGCAAGCAAGAGCCAGUUAACUUCUGCACCGCAGUCACAAAGUCUAGACCACCGCAAUGGCCAGCAUGGAUACGAUGGACCCGUACUACAGCCUGCGUGCCUUGUGUCGAGGCAAUAAAUACCGACGUCGGAUGAUCUCUGUGAUUGUCUCGAUAUCAUUCAGCCUUUCUCUGUUUUCGCAAUAUAUCGAAGUCGAGCUCGCUCCGAAGUGUCUUAUGACUCCGUAUAUCGCGAGCUCCUCGCUGAAAUGUCACAAGAAGCUCCUGCCCAAACCACAAAGCAAGCUUCACAGGAACGCCUGGCGAGGAGAUUCGUCAAUUACGUACAUCGAGGUGGUCAAAGAUCCUCAUAUGUACUCGAGCGCGGAUCAAGCAACUACUAUGUCGAUCAAGGAAACUGAAGAACAGCAUCCCGAUAUGUACCAGAUAAUACACUUCACGAAACUACCUGACGCAUCAGAACAGUCCUCAACAAUAAGCUGUACCGUGAGGAAAUGCCAGUCCGGUACCAUAAGAUUCAUCGGGUAGCGAUUACGAGAAGUUGGAAAGAUGGGGAGAUUGUUGGGCUGCUGUAGCUGCUGUGCCACCAAAUUUCUCCUCAGACGACGUGGGCGGGGGGAGGAGUGGGGGAGUAAGGCUACUAGUUGUAGUACCUCCUACCUACCGUAAGAAAGAAAUUGGAGAGGGGUAAAGACAUUCAGUCGUGCGAGUGCUAUUGAGUACGUCUCGUUGUCUGCAGAUGUGUGUGAUGAGGUGGGAUAUUGGAAAUGGUUGAAGAUUACAUACAUCAGACCUACCUGGUAGGUAAAUAUU
Molecule: messenger RNA, 1569 nt
Organism: Sphaerulina musiva SO2202
Lineage: Eukaryota; Fungi; Ascomycota; Dothideomycetes; Mycosphaerellales; Mycosphaerellaceae
Exons: 1
Coding region: 1-657 (218 amino acids)
Source: RefSeq, a predicted model, not a curated record